Molecule: messenger RNA, 8894 nt
Organism: Lymnaea stagnalis (great pond snail)
Lineage: Eukaryota; Metazoa; Mollusca; Gastropoda; Lymnaeidae
Source: the annotation of a GenBank genome assembly
AACACAUUAUGGCAGGAGUUACCCAGUGAGGUCAUAAAUGAGGUCCGUCCACACCGAUUACGAUUAGCAUAUUAGGCUAUUCAUAAUUACAUUAACUCAAAAUAUUCUUGACUUAAAACGAUACCAGUCAGCUGCUUAAAAAGAUUGGUGUUUGAGAUCGAUUGGUUUACUUUUCUAUAUCAUUCUCCAAGAAAGUUUUGCUGUAUUUGAAGACAGGUGAGAAUAUAUUAAAUAGGAUAAUUAUUUGUUGAUAUUAAUUACAUUUCAGUUAGGUAUACAUGUUCACUGGAACAGAAAUAACAUUCGAUCAAGUAAAAUAAAUUGACGCUUGCUAAUAUUAAACCUCUUCAAGCAUCAUUAGCGUGAGAGAGUUCACAAUGAUAGAGCAAUAUUUCUCUCUCAUUAGAAGCAGCGGGCCCACAUCCCCCUAUAAUAAAAUAUAUCAAUUUUAAUUGUAUUCCUCAAACAUCUCAUGAAUUAGAUCUAUAUUAUAAACACCUCUUUUAACACUUUUAAAUUUAGAAAUCUAUUGUAGAUGCCUCAUUGACAGCAUUUUGAAGCAUAAAUGAAAAUGUCUAAAUUAAAUAAAAAAAUUUUUUUUAAAAGUUCACAUUUCUUAAAUCUCGCUCAUACAAUCUUUCAUUUAAAAAUCUUUAAAUGAACCAAUCUUUCAUUAAACUAAUCUUUAAAUGAACCAAUCUUUCAUUAAACUAAUCUUUAAAUGAACCAAUCUUUCAUUAAACUAAUCUUUAAAUGAACCAAUCUUUCUUUAAACUAAUCUUUAAAUGAAUCAAUCAUUCAUCUAAACUAAUCUUUAAAUGAACCAAUAUUUCAUUAAACUAAUCUUUAAAUGAACCAAUCUUUCAUUAAACAAAUCUUUAAAUGAACCAAUCUUUCAUUAAACUAAUCUUUAAAUGAACCAAUCUUUCAUUAAACUAAUCUUUAAAUGAACCAAUCUUUCAUUAAACUAAUCUUUAAAUUAACCAAUCUUUCAUUAAACGAAUCUUUAAAUGAACCAAUCUUUCAUUAAACUAAUCUUUAAAUGAACCAAUCUUUCAUCUAAACUAAUCUUUAAAUGAACCAAUCUUUCAUUCAACUAAUCUUUAAAUGAAUCAAUCUUUCAUCUAAACUAAACUGUCAUAAAUACCAAUCUAGCAUCUUAACCAAUCUAUCGAUCUAUCGUCUAAAUUGUAAUCAUUCACUAUGUUGUGUGUAAUACAGAGGGGAUAGCUAUCUAAAACGAUGUUACUAUUAUACAUCUGUCACUGCCACAUAAAGGACGAGAAAAUUAGUCACUGACAUAACUGUGCACUAUAUUUCAAUUAGACUUUAUAUACAUAAUAACAAAUAACAUUUAUAGUACAUGAUAUAUAUCUAUGUACACUUCUGUAUUGACUAAUUAUAUUUACUAUCGUCCUAACAUUCAUUACACAAUUUAUUAUGUCCAUGAAUCACAGGCUUCCAAUAGCAGCCUUAAAACUUUUUUCGGUUUAUUUAUCCAAUUUUUUAUUUCAAUUGAUUUUUAUCUAAUAUGAAAUAAGCAUGCACAAGUUAUAAUGUUUCAUAAACAAAUCUAUCAUCUUAACCAAAGUUUGGUCUGAAACGGUGAUCGGUAAAUCGCAGCUCUUUAACGACCUGAGUGCGGCUGGACCAGCCAGCCACAAAUUGGUUUUGGCUCCGAAAAAAAUGGUUCUUGACAAGAAAUUUCACUAAUUUUUUUUUAAAAUCGCCCUGCAGCUGAUAUUAGUUAUACAACGGAUAGGAUUCAUAUGAAAAAUAAAUGAAUAACAAGAUUUGUUACGUUGACUCCAUACGGUAUAAGCAAAUCCACAAUUUUACGUGUUUUUGGUUUUUUUUACAUUUUAUUUCAAAUGACUUCCUUUCCGUUCUUCUUAACUUUGUUUCUGUCUCUUUGUGGCGCCCACUCUUAUCUUUAUGGCGCCCACUCUUAUCUUUGUGGCGCCCACUCUUAUCUUUGUGGCGCCCACUCUUAUCUUUGUGGCGCCCACUCUUAUCUUUGUGGCGCCCACUCUUAUUCUUUUAUGCUUUUUAGGUACGAAAAAAGUAUGUAAAUCUAAUUUAUACUUAUUUAAAUGUUAAGUUGUUAUACUCAUGAAGGCAUUUCCCGAAACGUUUAUUUGUGUAUCAUGUAAAAUUAUUAUUAAAGCUUAACAUAUAUUGUUUUAUUUAAACAAAUUGUUCAUGUCUAAUUAAUCUGCUGAUUUUUGGCUCUUUUGACCAAUUGGUUUGCCGACCACUGAUUUAAACCAAUCUUUCAUCUAAACGAGUCUUUCAUCUAAACCAGUCUAUCAUCUAAACCAGUCUUUUAUCUAAACCAGUCUUUCAUCUAAACCAGUCUUUUAUCUAAACCAGUCUUUCAUCUAAACCAGUCUUUUAUCUAAACCAGUCUUUCAUCUAAACCAGUCUAUCAUCUAAACCAGUCUUUUAUCUAAACCAGUCUUUCAUCUAAACCAGUCUUUCAUCUAAACCAGUCUUUCAUCUAAACCAGUCUUUUAUCUAAACCAGUCUUUUAUCUAAACCAGUCUUUUAUCUAAACCAGUCUUUUAUCUAAACCAGUCUUUCAUCUAAACCAGUCUUUUAUCUAAACCAGUCUUUUAUCUAAACCAGUCUUUCAUCUAAACCAGUCUUUCAUCUAAACCAGUCUUUUAUCUAAACCAGUCUUUCAUCUAAACCAGUCUUUCAUCUAAACCAGUCUUUUAUCUAAACCAGUCUUUCAUCUAAACCAGUCUUUUAUCUAAACCAGUCUUUUAUCUAAACCAGUCUUUCAUCUAAACCAGUCUUUCAUCUAAACCAGUCUUUCCUCUAAACCAGUCUUUCAUCUAAACCAGUCUUUUAUCUAAACCAGUCUUUUAUCUAAACCAGUCUUUCAUCUAAACCAGUCUUUUAUCUAAACCAGUCUUUCAUGAACCAAUAUUUCCAUAAACUAACUAUUAUCAAAUCAAUCUUUCAGUUUUCCGUAUACAGAAUUAGACUUUCAGACAAAAACUUCCAAAGACAAUUGAGUAUCCGAUUACCAAAAGCUGAGUAUCCGAUUACCAAAAGAUCGUAUUGUCCUUAUCGAUAUUUUAUUUCUUAUUUAUUUAAUUUACAUUAUUAACAUAAUGUUCUUUCAUUUUAUUUUAAAGAUAUCUGCUUUAAAUGCCAGAAAACGUUAUGCUCUCCUGGUUAAUGCCGAUUCUCAUUUGCUUCGCCAAUGGGUCUUUUGGUCAGGUUCCUGGAUUUGGUUGUAUUCCUCAGGUAAAUAGGAAACAGAUAGAAGGAAGGAGGUCUAUUGAAUUUAGACUAUGAUAAAUAUUUUAAGAAAUAGUUUCUUUGCAUCUACAAAUUAAUUAAUUUAUCUUUAAUGGCAAAAUGUUUGGUCUGCAGAUUGCCGACUGGAAAACAAGCUAAAUUUUAUUUUUAAAAUUUAUGUUUGUUUUUAACUUUGCACUUGUGGGAAUACGGAUGAUGCAACUGUCCCAUAGCCGGAGACACUUAUAAAGGUCAUAGUUAAAGUCAGUGAGGGCUCUUAUGUAUCCUUACCACAAAUGUCCCAUAGCCGGAGACACUUAUAAAGGUCAUAGUUAAAGUCAGUGAGGGCUCUUAUGUAUCCUUACCACAAAUGUCCCAUAGCCGGAGACAUUUAUAAAGGUCAUAGUUAAAGUCUGUGAGGGCUCUUAUGUAUCCUUACCACAAAUGUCCCAUAGCCGGAGACACUGUUAAAGGUCAUAGUUAAAGUCAGUGAGUGCUCUUAUGUAUCCUUACCACAUUGCGUGAAGAUGAUAAAGACCACAUAAUUUGACCUAGUAGAUGAAAUCAUAUUUUACAUAAUUUUACCCAGUAGAUGAAUUCAUAAUUCCAUAAUUUUACCUAGUAGAUGAAUUCAUAUUUCACAUAAUUAUUGGAUAAUGAUUUGGUCGUAGGACUAACAUUAGAUCUAUUUUCUAUGGAUCAUCUCCUUCAAAACUAAAUUUUUUGUUUACUUUCUUAUCUACCUUUGCAACAAAAGCUAUCAUUUCUUAUCUACCAUUGCAACAAGAGCUAUCAUUUGUUAUCUACCAUUGCAACAAGAUCUAUCAUUUGUUAUCUACCAUUGCAAAAAGAGCUAUAUCAUGUCUAUUUACCUUUGCAACAAGAGCUAUAUAAUUUCUUAUCUACCAUUGCAACAAGAGCUAUAUCAUGUCUAUCUAGCUUUGCAACAAGAGCUAUCAUUUCUUAUCUACCAUUGCAACAAGAGCUAUAUGAUUUCUUAUGUUACUGUUAAUUUCUUCAUCUAGGAAUGUUCUGCUAACGGUAAAGAGGCGAUCUGCACUGGCGGAAAUUUCACAACUGUGCCGACGUUUAUCAAAUGUGGCUACCAACUAUCUCAAUUGACCAUAAGUGUAAGACUUUAUGGGACUACCAACUAUCUCAAUUGACCAUAAGUGUAAGACUUUAUGUGGCUACCAACUAUCUCAUUUGACCAUAAGUGUAAGACUUUAUGUGACUACCAACUAUCUCAAUUGACCAUAAGUGUAAGACUUUAUGUGGCUACCAACUAUCUCAAUUGACCAUAAGUGUAAGACUUUGUGUGGCUGCCAACAAUCUCAAUUGACCAUAAGUGUAAGACUUUAUGUGGCUACCAACUAUCUCAAUUGACCAUAAGUGUAAGACUUUAUGUGACUACCAACUAUCUCAAUUGAUCAUAAGUGUAAGACUUUAUGUGACUGCCAACUAUCUCAAUUGACCAUAAGUGUAAGACUUUAUGUGGCUGCCAACUAUCUCAAUUGACCAUAAGUGUAAGACUUUAUGUGGCUGCCAACUAUCUCAAUUGACCAUAAGUGUAAGACUUUAUGUGACUACCAACUACCUCAAUUGAUCAUAAGUGUAAGACUUUAUGUGACUACCAACUAUCUCAAUUGACCAUAAGUGUAAGACUUUAUGUGGCUACCAAUUAUCUCAAUUGACCAUAAGUGUAAGACUUUAUGUGGCAGCCAACUAUCUCAAUUGACCAUAAGUGUAAGACUUUAUGUGGCUGCCAACUAUCGCAAUUGACCAUAAGUGUAAGACUUUAUGUGACUACCAACUAUCUCAAUUGACCAUAAGUGUAAUAUUUUAUGUGGCUGCCAACUAUCGCAAUUGACCAUAAGUGUAAGACUUUAUGUGGCUGCCAACUAUCUCAAUUGACCAUAAGUGUAAGACUUUAUGUGACUACCAACUAUCUCAAUUGAUCAUAAGUGUAAGGCUUUAUGUGACUGCCAACUAUCUCAAUUGACCAUAAGUGUAAGACUUUAUGUGGCUGCCAACUAUCUCAAUUGACCAUAAGUGUAAGACUUUAUGUGGCUGCCAACUAUCUCAAUUGACCAUAAGUGUAAGACUUUAUGUGACUACCAACUAUCUCAAUUGAUCAUAAGUGUAAGACUUUAUGUGACUGCCAACUAUCUCAAUUGAUCAUAACUGUAAGACUUUAUGUGACUGCCAACUAUCUCAAUUGACCAUAAGUGUAAGACUUUAUGUGGCUGCCAACUAUCUCAAUUGACCAUAAGUGUAAGACUUUAUGUGGCUGCCAACUAUCUCAAUUGAUCAUAAGUGUAAGACUUUAUGUGACUACCAACUAUCUCAAUUGAUCAUAAGUGUGAGACUUUAUGUGACUGCCAACUAUCUCAAUUGACCAUAAGUGUAAGACUUUAUGUGGCUACCAACUAUCUCAAUUGACCAUAAGUGUAAGACUUUAUGUGGCUGCCAACUAUCUCAAUUGACCAUAAGUGUAAGACUUUAUGUGGCUACCAACUAUCUCAAUUGACCAUAAGUGUAAGACUUUAUGUGACUACCAACUAUCUCAAUUGACCAUAAGUGUAAGACUUUAUGUGGCAGCCAACUAUCUCAAUUGACCAUAAGUGUAAGACUUUAUGUGGCUGCCAACUAUCGCAAUUGACCAUAAGUGUAAGACUUUAUGUGACUACCAACUAUCUCAAUUGACCAUAAGUGUAAUAUUUUAUGUGGCUGCCAACUAUCGCAAUUGACCAUAAGUGUAAGACUUUAUGUGACUACCAACUAUCUCAAUUGACAAUAAGUGUAAUAUUUUAUGUGGCUGCCAACUAUCUCAAUUGACCAUAAGUGUAAGACUUUAUGUGACUACCAACUAUCUCAAUUGACCAUAAGUUUAAUAUUUUAUGUGGCUGCCAACUAUCUCAAUUGACCAUAAGUGUAAGACUUUAUGUGGCUACCAACUAUCUCAAUUGAUCAUAAGUGUAAGACUUUAUGUGGCUACCAACUAUCUAAAUUGACCAUAAGUGUAAGACUUUAUGUGACUACCAACUAUCGCAAUUGACCAUAAGUGUAAGACUUUAUGUGACUACCAACUAUCGCAAUUGACCAUAAGUGUAAGACUUUAUGUGGCUGCCAACUAUCUCAAUUGACCAUUAGUUUAAAACUUUUUGUGGCUACGAACUAUCACAAUUGACAAUAAGUGUAAGACUUAAUGUGUCUACCAACUAUCUCAAGUGACCAUGAGCGUAAGACUUAAAAUAUUUUGUAGUCGCUAAAUGUUUCAAUUGGAGAAAAUAUCUUUAGAAACAUUUCUUAUUAACAAUUCUUUCGGUGACAUCAAAAGAAAACAGAAGAAUGAUGUACUUUAAUGGAUUUCAAAAUAGUCAAUUACCUUUGGCUUGUCUCUCUUCCUGGACGUACUCCUCUUGGGCCUGCUCCUCUUCCAUUGGCUCACUUCCCUUCCAUUUGCUUGCUUCUCUUCCCCAAGUUGUCUUUCUUCUUUGGCUUAGCUCCCGCAUUUCUAUAGCGUUUGAUACACUUGAUCCACAGUCCUUGGUAACUAAAAGUACUUACAUCAGUUUGAAUCUCUAAUCUUGAUUUAUUGGAGUAAAGUUGAUGAGUAGCUGUGAUAAUUUAAAAAAAAAGAGAAAAACGUAUAAUUCAAUUUUAGAUUGAAAGUCAAUAUUUCAAUAUUUUUAUUUCUGUAGAAUUUUUAUUAAUGUAUUUAAAUUUAAAUCAUGUUCAAUCGUAUUUUUAAAAAAAUACAAACGAUAUAAAUUGAAAAACAAUAAUAAUAACUUUACUGACUCUACAAACUUUAGUAACUGAAUGUAUGCAAUUCAAAAUUGAACAAAGCUUAACAUUAAAACAUUUCAAUGCACAUAAUUCAUGUCAGCUAUCAUUCAAAUUGAGUUUGUAUAAACUACUGAAUUCCCUUACUUUAUUGUCCCAAAAAUGUAUCAGUAUUUAAAGCAUUAAAAUUUUAAUCUAUUUUUUUUUAAAUGUUUUAAUGCGUUUUAUUCAGUGAUAUUCACAUUUUUCAGGGCUCUGCUAUACGCAAUUUAACGGCCAACUCACUACCAGUAGGACUGACCUAUUUUGCUUUGUACGAUACUCCUUUGCAAUACAUCUCAGAUGAUGCAUUCGAUGAUUGCGCAACAACACUGACCAUGGUGUCCUUUGGUAACUCCAUGCCAAACCAAAUUCCAAAUGCGUUCAUGAAACUAACAUCAUUACAGAAUCUAGAAGUUAACGAAGUGAACGUCCAAGACUGGAAUACACCGGUUCUACAAAAAAUUGGUCAAACUUUGAAUAGCUUCGGGUCAACCAAUGUAGGCAUUACGUCAUGGCCAAGUUGGGUCCAAUACUUCACGGUUCUCACCGAAAUACGUUUCUCGAGAAGUAACAUUACACAAGUCCCAGAAGACGCUCUGGUGCACGUAGCAAACACGUUAUCUACAUUUGAGAUCUCUUUCUCCAACCUAACUCGCGUUCCCCAGGCAAUAUCCUCUCUAACCGGCAUUGACUAUUUGUACUUGCGUUGGAAUCAAAUCGCCAUCAUCACAAAUCUGACCCCACAAAUAAAAUCAAUGGAUCUCACUGGAAGAUUGAUCGAGGAAAUUUUCUCAGACACGUUCAGCAAUGCAUUUAGCCUCGGGGAUUUGACACUUAGUCACAACCCAAUUUUGAGAAUAGCAGUCGACGCCUUUGCUAACACGCCGCUGAAGACCCUCUAUCUUGAAGGGACGAAAUUGACCAGGAUGCCCCUCGCCUUCGCCAAGCUCACACAGGUGACGUCCAUCGAACUCGGAGAAAAUGAGGGCAUGGUUUGCACUUGUUCUGAAUCAAGUCUGCAAACGUGGUUGACCAGUCUGCCCAACAUGUCCAUUUACGGGGAAUGCGACCAGUUCGAUGUCCGGGAAUUCUUCUCUAAACUCGCAACCGACUGCCCCAAGCAAUGACGUCAUUUAAACUAAAAACAGAAAGACACUAAGUUAACUUCGAAUUUUAACUUGGUACUUCAAAUUAAUAUUUUAAAUUAGUAUUAUAUUUGUUUUCAAUUAUUAUUUAAACUUAAUUUUUAAGUUACCAUAUUAUAAGAAAUAAAAAAGUAAACAGACACAUGUAUGCCCAGAAUAUCAGACACAUGUAAGCCCAGAAUAUCAGACACAUCUUUUUCCAGAAUAUCAGACACACAUCUGUCCAGGUUAUUAGACACAUCUCUGUCCAGAAUAUAAGACACAUCUCUGCCAAUUUAAUCAGUCACAACUCUGUCAAGAUUAUUAGACUCAUCUCUGUCCAGAAUAUAAGAAACAUUUCUGUUCAGAAUAUAAGACACAUCUCUGCCCAAGAAUGUUAUUAUUAAUUUUUUCAGUUAGUGCUUCUUUUUUGUUUGUUUUUUCAUUAUAAAAGUUUCCCCUUGACGUGUUUUCUUAAACAGAAAUAUGCUUUAUGUAAAUCAAUUAAAUACAUAACAGAUGAUAGUUGAUAGUUAAUAGAUUUUCCGUCGAAAAGAUGCUAAUAAAUCUUUAAAUACAUUAAUCGAGAUCACUGAAAUCAUGCUACUGGCAUCGGUAUACAUGGCAUAUUAAUAUAAUAUUGUGUAUCACUAACCAUCGCCAAUAAAUAUACAAUUCAAUAUCAUU